Zymoseptoria tritici IPO323 is the source of this 1335-nucleotide messenger RNA. RefSeq lists its product as uncharacterized. The transcript has 2 exons. Lineage: Eukaryota; Fungi; Ascomycota; Dothideomycetes; Mycosphaerellales; Mycosphaerellaceae. Bases 1 to 1335 code for a protein of 444 amino acids. The record is from RefSeq and is a predicted model, not a curated record. Gene Ontology annotation, molecular function: DNA end binding. Gene Ontology annotation, biological process: double-strand break repair via nonhomologous end joining. Gene Ontology annotation, cellular component: nucleus; DNA ligase IV complex.
AUGUCAUCCAGCAGUGCAUGGAAAACUGCAAGUCUGGGGACUGGGACGCCACGCCUGUUGAUGAAGACACAGUUCGAUCAAAGAGGAUAUCAUGUUCAGCUCACAGAUCUGGGCAGGGUGUGGGAAGAGGUCGCAGACCGAGAUGCGAUUGUCAAAUACGCCAAAGACAGCGACUGCAGCUUCGAUCCCGGAGCGGAUGAAGAUAACUAUGCUGCGCUAUUGAAGUACAUCCAGAGUGCUCUCAAUGGCGAACCAAAAACCACAGUCAAUAUGCAGUCCGGCGAUUCAGGAAACCUUGAACUUCACAUCACAGCAUCUCUUCCGGGUAAUCUUCCUGCACUGAAAUGGGAGUUUUACCUCACUCGUCGCCCGGACUCGGCUGUGGCUGAGGAGCUUGUCGGCCCUCUUCUUUCCCACGUGAACAGCCUUCAGAUCCAGGUCCAGCAGCUGGUCGAUGAAAUUACCGCAAAAGAUCAUGUCAUUCAAAAGAUCACCGACAAGUUCGAGACCGGCGGAAACGACUUGACUGCGGUGUUCCCUGGGGCCUCGAACGUCAAGAUGUCUCGCAAGAAAUCACAGCGUUCUCAACUUGCUGGUCAUGUCAAAGGUCUGGCGGACUUUGAUGAGGCUACUUGGAGGGCGUCACUAAUAGGUGCCGAGAGCGGAGUCGAGAUCACUGAUAACAAGCUAGAUUCGCUGCUUCAUGAUUUGUCGCCGUCUAAUGCUAUCAGGCCGCCGGAUGAUUGGUGGGAAAGCCUGGAUGGCAGAACGAGCAGCCGUCAUGGGCCAGACAGAAGUAAGGAGCGCGCAUUCGGCUCAGGCACUGCAAAGAAACAAGACCAUACACAGAAAGCAGAGAUGACUUCGCAAGCCAGCAUGUCCGACGAAGAAUUUCAGCGUCAAGAUACGCCACCUCACAUAGCAGGUCGAUCUGUAUCUCCAGUGAAGCCCAGGCCGAAGUUGGGUGCUUUCGGCGGCAAAGCAGCAUCCAAGACUGUGACACCAGAACCUGUUCCACCUGCAGCAUCAAGUGCCAGGCCGAAGUCGAAGCUGGGUGCCUUUGGUGGUAAGGCGAUGAAGCAUUCUCCACCGCCAACAACCACAGUAGAGCCACAGAAUACUGCAAGUCCAGAACCCAGCAGACUCGGCAAGUUUGGGGGAAGAAGUGUCACCAGGACCGUAAGUCCCGCAAAAGUGAAAGCAGAGGAGGAGAAGCAAAGUACAGAGCCGGACGAGAGGACCGAAGAGCAGCGCGCGAAUGAAAACCGGGAGAGACUUAAAAGAGAGCUGGAAGAGAAGGCGAAGCAGCCUGUCAAGAAAAAGCGCAAGUUUUGA